AGGGGCGGACUAGCAGGCGGGGCUGAGCAUUGGCGAUGAAGCCUGGAUUGGAGUGACCACGCAAGCAGCUGGAGGUUCCUGCGGCUGCGUCCCAGCCUGAGCCAAGACCUUUGAUCGGCUCGCCCCUCUCGGCCGGCUCUAGCCGGCUCCAGAGGGGUCUCUCUCGGAGUCCUGCCCUAGCUUCCUCGCUCACAACCGAACUUUAGUUUGCAAGUUUUGUUCUUGAGACCUUUCCCCCAGGACUUCUAGGAAGACAGCGGACCUUUGACUGGAACAUUUAAGGACUUGGGUUACUCGGCUCCCAGAAUCCCAAAUCCUAAGUGUCCUGACAAAAGACCGGCAGGCCCUUAAGUUUUGCUGGAAAACUACGAGUCGAUGGGAGAACCGCUGUCCAUUCAAAACCUUCGGUUUGAAAAUGACUAACUGAAGAGUGAUUUGGAUGAAUGGGUGUCCAGUCUUAACCAACGCCGCUCCUGGAUGAGAAAGGUCCAGAUUUCAGGUUGCAACAUUAUACCUACUGAUUCUUUGGUGGAAUAUCAACUCUUGAAAGGUCUCUGAAGUCACAUCCAGCAUCCUGUCUGUGGCCUUUUCAGGGUAACAGUACAUGUUCAUAGAAGGAACCACAUGGAUCAAGCAUAUGAGGCCAUAAGCAGAACUUAAUGAGGAACACCAGCAUUGAUGGGUUUGGAUGAACCAAUGUCUUCAUUCUAUAGUAUUCCAUUCUUUUACAAUCCCAGAGAAAAUGUUGCUAGAAGAGAAUAUUGUGUGGAAUGAGACCUUUUUCCAUAUUUUAUGACCAAUAUGCAUUCAGAAACACAUCUACUCAACAAAUACAAAGUUCGAUAGUCCUGAAGAAGCAAGCAGCUGUAUGCACACAGACCCAAGAACAUGAAAAUGUUCAUUAGCAGCAGAAGAGUCAAAAGAUGGCAAUUUUUUCACUUUUUUGCCACUUGUUUUAUAUUAAGCUUCAUGGUUUUUUGGGGCCCAAUCAAUAACUACAUCAUGAGCCAUAUGAAGUCCUACACCUACAGAUACCUCAUAAAUAGCUAUGACUUUGUUAACGAUUCCCUGUCUAUCAAGCACAGCUCUGUGCAGCCUCACUACCCUUACUUGAUCAACCACAGAGAGAAGUGUCAGGCUCAAGAUGUCCUCCUCUUAGUGUUUAUAAAGACUGCCCCUGAAAACUAUGACCGACGUUCCGCAAUCAGAAAAACAUGGGGCAACGAGAAUUACAUUCAGUCUCAAUUCAAUGCCAACAUCAAAACUCUGUUUGCAUUAGGAAUUCCUAGUCCACUGAAGGGAGAAGAUCUGCAAAAAAGACUGAUUUGGGAAAACCAAGUGUACAAGGAUAUAAUUCAGCAAGAUUUCAUUGAUUCCUUCCACAAUCUUACUUUUAAAUUCCUCCUUCAGUUCAGCUGGGCAAACACUUUUUGCCCACAUGCCAAAUUUCUGAUGACUGCUGACGAUGAUAUAUUUAUCCACAUGCCAAAUCUCAUUGGAUACCUUCAAGAGCUGGAGCAGAUUGGAGUUCGAGACCUUUGGAUUGGUCACGUUCAUCGAGGUGGCCCUCCUGUUAGAGAUAAAAGCAGCAAAUACUAUGUUCCCUAUGAAAUGUACAAGUGGCCGGCCUACCCUGACUACACAGCUGGUGCUGCCUAUGUCGUCUCCAGCGAUGUAGCUGCCAAAAUCUAUGAGGCAUCGCAGACACUGAAUUCCAGUAUGUACAUAGAUGAUGUAUUCAUGGGCCUCUGUGCCAAUAAAGUGGGGAUAGUGCCACAGGACCAUGUAUUUUUCUCUGGGGAAGGGAAGGUUCCUUAUCAUCCCUGCAUCUAUGAAAAGAUGAUGACAUCUCACGGACAUUUACAAGAUCUGCAGAAGCUCUGGAUAGAGGCUACAGAUCCUAAAGUAAAGAACAUUUCAAAAGGAUUUUUUGGCCAAAUAUACUGCAGGUUAAUUAAGGUAAUUCUUCUGUGUAGAUUGACUUACAGGAAUUCGUAUCCUUGCAGGGCCGCAUUUGCUUAAUAGUACUUGGAUGCUGUAACUGUGUUAACUGUCACUGAGCCAAACUUGAAUGGAAAGAAAUGAAAAAAAAAAAGUCUGUAAAUGUUUCUACCCUAAGUCAAAUGAAUUGAAAGCAAAAAGAUCAUUUCAAAACCCAGUCAAACUAGUCAGUGUAACUCCAAAUUAAAUUGUGGCUUAAUUUCAUUUCAAGGAUUUCAUAUUAUAAAAGACUUAGAUCAUGAGCAAGAGUAGAGUAAAAAUUUCCAGUUCUCAUUUGGUUCUACCUGUGCAUUUGAGGUAGAGAGAACACCUGAGAGGCCUUGCUAUCAAAAUCAUAGUUUUGGGAAAGUACCUAACAAAUGUAUAAUGUAGCAUCUCUUAAGAAAUUAAUACACCUUAGAACAAGCAAUCCAAAUUGUCUUUAUUAAAAAGUACUAGGUAGAGGUGGGGGAAGCAGGUGGUACAGGAGAAAGUAUACCAACGUGAUGAAAGGUUCUAUCAAAUGAGGACAUAGGAGGAAAAUGUCUACAAGUUUGUUCCAGUUAAGUCGACAUUUACCUAGGCAGUUCUGGAAUCACUUAAAAUGUAUUUGUAUCAUUUUCUCAAAUUCAAUUUUUACUAUAAAACUUUAGAAAGUGGUCAGCUCUACCCUAACCAACACUAUGUGUAGGUUUUCUCUAAAGUUAUAAAACAGGAGUAGUUCCUGGCCCCUGGAGGACAUUCUUUAGAGAGAAAUUACUGUCAACUCCAAUAAGCUGGUUUUAAUUUAAUGAAUUAUUCAAUUGCUUUUAAAGCAUUAAAUAUUGGCCUCUGCUUAAGGUAGUGGUUUGGACAUAGCUUACAGUGAGGAGUAUAAUAAUGGAAGAGACUUAGAGGAAAGAUACACCUAGGGGUACAUAGCUCAGCACGCAAAGGAAAAAAGAUAAAGAAGCAUCAGAAACCUCUCUUCCUUGUAACUUGUAAUGUUAGCUUGGAGUUCAGAUCAUGGCACUCAAUACUCAGGUUAACCCACCGCUAACCAAUACGGUCUUGUAGGACACAGAUUUUGUUCCAAGUGCAGACUUUUAACUUGAAAGUUUUUAAUAGGCUACCAAGUCUAAAAUAAUCCAUUAUUUGACUCAAAAGUUAACAGAGGUCACCUUUUAAAUAUUUCAAACACGGGAGCAGAGUAAGAGUGCUAGAGAAACUGACCAAAUGAGAUUAGAAAUUUUGGUAAAUCUGCAUGUUCUUUGUAAUCAGAGGCUUGGCAGAUCUAAUAAAUUAAAUGACAUUUAUUUUACAAAAUAGGAUUAAAACAUGUGGUUGAUAUGCAAACAAUGCGCCAGCACAGAAUGGAAUAAGGGAAAUUCAUCGAUUAAGGACCUGUGAUGCAGGCCAAAACAUGACUUAAGCAAAUGGAGAUGGAUGCUUAACAAACCUCAGAUGAAGGCACAUAGUAGGGAAAGUUUAGCUACCAUUAUUAGGAUGGUGCUGGAAACGAUGUAAAAAAAAAAAAUCUAAAAAUUUCUCAAAACACACAACUAAAUGAUAUCUGUGUUUUUGCAGGUAGAUUUUUUUUAAAAAAAAAAUGUUUACAGAAAUCUUUGUGAAGUUUUUUAUUAUGAAAUAUGAAGCUUGUUUAUACUGCUCUGGUAGUUUCUUACUAAUUUCAAGACUAGUGUUAAAUGUUCUAAGAUCAUUAUUUUAGGGUAGAUUCAGAGUUUUAGAUUACUAACAGUUCAGAUUUUCUGAUCAUUUUUUUAAACACUAAAGAAGAAAAGUAUAAUUUGAAAAGCAGCUUCAUAGUUAAUUCUCAGCAAUUGGCCCUUUGAUAACUGCUAGCUUUAGGUAUAUGUGGGAUAACAUGCGUCCAUGUUUCUGCUUGGAACUGGUAAAAGUUGUCACAAACUGGAAAACAUCAUCUGUCUCUUGUGUACAAGGUGGUCUGUUUACACUGGUACUUUAUAAAGCAGUUCUUUGUUUAUUUGAGCUCUCUUGAAUCUUUUUCAUCUUUUCAGUUUUUGCCUAGAGUAGAAUGGAACUGAUUUGAAGUUAAGGGAAAUAUGAAGGAACUUUGUCUUUUGGAAUUGCCAGAUGAUUGCAUCAUCAGAUUCAAAUCCCUGAAAGGUAUUUAUAAACAGAGUUGUUCUAACCUUUUAAAAAGGAAAGGAACAACUUACUCUAAUGCAGGGCUGUUUUCAAAGUGAAAAAUAAAAUGAAAAAGAAAUUAACUAUUGGCCCAGAUGGUCAGUUGAGUUUUAGUAAAUGGCUGCACAGAGUAAUACUGCUUUAAAAAAAAACAAAACAAAACAAAAAAAAAACAAAACCUUACCUCAUUAUCGGUUUAUAUCUUUUUUUAGCUAUUAAUUUUAUACCAAAAUGUUAAAUAUUUAUAUUGCUUGAGUUUCAAUCUUGUAUGGAAAAAUAAUUAAUAGGUCUAAAAGUUCUAUGCUUUCCAAUAAAGAAGUUAAAAAUCGUCA
Messenger RNA from Mastomys coucha (southern multimammate mouse), 4460 nucleotides. It is a transcript of the gene B3gnt5, whose product is annotated as UDP-GlcNAc:betaGal beta-1,3-N-acetylglucosaminyltransferase 5. The record is from RefSeq and is a predicted model, not a curated record. Gene Ontology annotation, cellular component: membrane. NCBI's taxonomy places the organism in Eukaryota, Metazoa, Chordata, Mammalia, Rodentia, Muridae. Bases 889 to 2022 code for a protein of 377 amino acids. Gene Ontology annotation, biological process: brain development. The transcript has 4 exons.